AUGUCGGCCUACUGCGGAAAGUACAAGGAUGAGCUCAUCAAGAACGCCGCAUACAUUGGCACCCCUGGAAAGGGUAUCCUUGCUGCUGAUGAGUCCACGGGCACCAUUGGCAAGCGCCUUUCAAGCAUCAAUGUCGAGAACAUUGAGGAGAACCGCCGUGCCCUCCGUGAGCUGCUCUUUUGUGCCCCUGGUGCCCUCCAGUACCUCAGCGGUGUGAUCCUCUUCGAGGAGACCCUCUACCAGAAAACCAAGGAUGGCAAGCCCUUCGUCGAUGUCCUCAAUGAGGGAGGUGUGCUCCCUGGCAUCAAGGUUGACAAGGGCACCAUUGAGGUUGCUGGCACCAACAAGGAGACCACCACCCAGGGCCAUGAUGACCUUGGCAAGCGCUGCGCCAAGUACUACGAGGCUGGUGCCCGCUUUGCCAAGUGGCGUGCCGUCCUCAACAUCGGCCCUAACGAGCCAUCACAGCUUGCCAUUGACUUGAACGCCCAGGGUCUUGCUCGCUACGCCAUCAUCUGCCAGGAGAACGGUCUGGUGCCAAUUGUUGAGCCUGAGAUCCUCGUCGAUGGGCCACAUGACAUUGAGCGCUGUGCCUAUGUCACGGAGAUUGUCCUUGCUGCCUGCUACAAGGCCCUCAACGAGCACCAUGUCCUCCUUGAGGGUACCCUCCUGAAGCCCAACAUGGUCACCCCCGGCUCCGACUCCAAGAAGGUGGCUCCUGAGGUGAUUGCCGAGUACACUGUCCGUGCCCUCCAGAGGACUGUCCCUGCUGCUGUGCCCGCCAUCGUCUUCCUCUCUGGUGGACAGAGUGAGGAGGAGGCCACCCUAAACCUGAACGCCAUGAACAAGCUCAACACCAAGAAGCCGUGGUCCCUAUCCUUCUCGUUCGGCCGUGCCCUUCAGGCGAGCACCCUCAAGGCCUGGGCUGGCAAGGAGGAGAAUGUGGAGAAGGCCAGGGCUGCCUUCCUCACCAGGUGCAAGGCCAACUCAGAGGCCACCCUCGGCACAUACAAGGGUGACGCUGCUGCCGGCGAGGGUGUCUCGGAGAGCCUCCACGUGAAGGACUACAAGUACUGA
Miscanthus lutarioriparius is the source of this 1077-nucleotide messenger RNA. The record is from the annotation of a GenBank genome assembly. NCBI's taxonomy places the organism in Eukaryota, Viridiplantae, Streptophyta, Magnoliopsida, Poales, Poaceae.